AUGAUGAAGAUGACCCUGAAGCCUACAAGAGCAUGCCUGUCCCUGAUAAGGUAAGAGGAGUUAAAAGAUCUGUCCCCGAUGAGGUAAGAGGAGUUAAAAGAUCUGUCCCUGAUGAGGUAAGAGGAGCCACCAGAACAUCUGUCCCUCCUGAAGCUUAUAACGCUGAUAGAAAGGUCCAUCACAGCAUGUUGUAUGUCUGUUGUAUGUACAAUAUGAUUCCAGUUAGACAGAGUUGCAUGACAUAAACGUGUUCCACAAGAGGAAGGUUCACGGAAAAAACAUUCAAUACAGUUCAGCACACUCAGAGCAGAAUAAAUAUGUUUGUAUUAUACUGUAUAUUAAUUUAUACCUAAGGAGAACGUUACAAUAUGCUUCGUAAUAAUAUAUCAAAAGAUCGUAUUUUGGGUUUCUACCAGAACAUCUUUACAUGCUUAAAGUAAAAAAAGAUAAAUAAAUAUUGCUAACAUUGUCUAUCUGAAGAAAAAAAACAGUAUUCACAAAUGCUCCGUUUUAGUGCCCGUCUCUUGAAGCCCCAUAUCUGAAAAUGCCCAGUCGGCUGUAAUUGGCUUGUGGCACAAAUAUGGUGCACCUUUUGCAAAUGUAGUUCUCAAGCCCAGCUGCACAAUACUCAGUUGGAGGGCAUUAUAUUCUAGUGAGAUGCAUGUGACUUAGGAAGCAGAGACUUAUCUGAGUGGCUUGCUGAAUAACGAUCUCUGCAGCCCACAAGAACUGACCGGGUUGUGUUAUUUCACAGUUUGUGGGUUGGUAGGCACUCCAGACACCCAAAUGUAUGUGCACAAGCACUGAAAAAGUGAUUUAUUUUUUAAUGAUGUGUCCCCUUUCAUAUCGGUGGAUACAGUGCAGACAAAUGUAACUCAAUCUAGAGCUGAGCAAUAUUGCUAUAUGUUUUUAUAAGUAAGGGAGGUGAUUUCCCCAAAGUCAGAGCCCACUGCAGUGUAAACGAUGAAAAGUUAUAAAUGUUUUAUUAUCGUGGCGGCCUGAUCUAAAAAGCUAGAGUGAUGUGUAUUGACUACACACUUACCUUUUGGGGAGAUUUGUUUCCUCACCUGACGACAGUAUCAUCCCACCUGUACCUCAGGGCCACCACUUUGUUUUUCAUAACCGUCGGUGAUGUGCUGCUUCUUUUACACACUGAUUUUCUUUCAUCGAUACUUUAAUAUCAAUAAUAUCUUGACUGUUGUAUGUCUCAGUAGUAAUGUGGAAACGAAGGCCAAACAGUUCAAACUGGGGAAUAAUAAUACUCUCAUUUUAUAACCUUUCUUUCAUACUCUUACGUUCUUAUAGUGACCACAAUCUGCCUACUACAUCAAACAAGCCCAUGUGAACUCUGCUUUGGCGUUGUCGUUACUUUCAACAGUCGGAUAUGAACACGUCUCCUCUCUUCCUUUCAGAACUCCUCCCUGUACACAAAGGACAAAAUUGAUGAGUUUCACGAUGAGAAGAUUGCAAAACUUCUCGCCAGCGGGGUUCAAAUGGAGAGCGACCCGGAGGAACUGGAUGAUGAGGAGGAGGUGAUGGCCCUGGAUGAUUCAGAGGAUGACGAAGACGAGGAGGAGGAGGAGGAGGAGGAAGAAGAAGAGGAUGAGGGGACAGACAUGGAGAGUGAUCUAGAGGCCAAAAAAGAAGACGAUCUUCCUAAUGAAAUGGCAUGGGGCAACAGGAAGAAGAUGUUCUACGACGCUGACUUUGUCACCACCAAGGGGAGAUCUCAAGACGAGUUGGAGGCCGAGGAGCAAGAGGAAGAAGAAGAGGCUAAAAAUGUCCAGAAACGUUUAGCUGCAAAUCUGAGCGAGGAGGAUUAUGAUUUAAACUUGUUUCAGGAAUUUGCCGUGGAGGAGAAGGAUGAAAACAAGACUGUGGAAAAAGAAGCGAGGAUUGUGAAAGAUCUGAAGCAGAUGUCCCAGAAGGAAAAAAUGAAACUUUUAAAAAAGGAGUCACCAGAGCUGCUUGAACUUAUUCAGGACUUCAAGGCAAAGCUCAAUGAACUAAAGGAUGAGCUGCAGCCUCUCAUGCAGAUGGUCAAGGAGGGAAAGAUCCCACCAGGAAAGGGUGCCGACUACCUCAAGACAAAACAGCAACUGUAUCUGAAUUACUGCACGAACAUCAGUUUCUACUUAGUGCUGAAGGCAAAACGGAUCUCCGCUCACAACCAUCCAGUGAUUGAAAGACUGCUGACCUACAGAAAUCUCAUCAAUGAGCUCGGCUCAGUAGACGCUCGGCUUGCACCUCAGUUUCACAGGCUGCUAGCUGGUGAGGACAAAGACAAGACCACCAGCAGACCAGCAGGGGAAAAGAAGACCAGAGUCGCCAGCAAGAAGGAAACGGAUUCUGGAGAAACUAAUCCUGAGGUUGAGGAGGACUCCGACCUGGACGAGGAAGCCGCUCUGCGUUUCUACAGAGAAAUUGAGCAGCGGUCGAAAUUGAAGAGAAAGGGCAAAGACCCAGAAGCUGAAGUGAUGGAGGAGAAAGAAGACGAGCAGCAGCAGCAGCAGCAGCAGCAGGAGGAUCCAGAUGCUAAGAGAGGAAUCACUUACCAGAUGGCUAAGAACAAGGGGCUCACACCCAAGAGGAAGAAGAUUGAUCGUAAUCCCAGAGUCAAGCACAGAGAGAAGUUCAGACGAGCCAAAAUCCGCAGAAAGGGCCAGGUUUGUUUUCCUCUAAAGCUUCUGGGAACUGUCUCUCGGCUCCUCGGUUUGAAUCAAGAGUACAUGUGGCCGUGUCAAACACGUUGCGUUCUUAUUCACCAGGUGCGAGAUGUUCGUCGGGAGGAGACGAGAUACAGCGGAGAGCUGUCUGGUAUCCGUGCUGGUGUCAAGAAGAGCGUCAAAUUUAAGUAACCGUGCCAGAAUCUACACUUUGCUGCCCAGUAGAGUCACAGGAUUGGAUUAUUACCAAUGGACUGUACUUGUAAUCUUUCUUAUAGGUGUGUAGCAAAGCAUGUCACUCAAUUAUUCAGCUGUCAAUAAUUGUUGUUGAAAAAUCUGUUCUAGAUCAUUGCAUCAUAUGAAUAAACAUUUAAUACUUUCAAA
Molecule: messenger RNA, 3050 nt
Organism: Anarrhichthys ocellatus (wolf-eel)
Lineage: Eukaryota; Metazoa; Chordata; Actinopteri; Perciformes; Anarhichadidae
Gene: utp3
Product: UTP3 small subunit processome component
Exons: 14
Coding region: 1494-2858 (454 amino acids)
Biological process (GO): maturation of SSU-rRNA from tricistronic rRNA transcript (SSU-rRNA, 5.8S rRNA, LSU-rRNA)
Cellular component (GO): small-subunit processome; nucleolus
Source: RefSeq, a predicted model, not a curated record